AUGUCACCUCUUUUGGAUAUCACUUUUUGUCCAAAAAUUCUCAUGUUACAGAACUUUUUUGCACCAGCGCUACAGGAUUUCGAAGGUUUUAAUCAACGAUCGUGGUUUCAGCAAGAUGGGGCAACAUGCCACACUUCCAACGACUCAUUAAGUGCUGUUCGCAAAAUUUUUGGACAAAAAGUGAUAUCCAAAAGAGGUGACAUUAACUGGCCACCUCGUAGCCCGGACUUAUCCCCAUUGGACUUCUUUCUUUGGGGAUACCUUAAAAGUAAAGUUUUCAACAGCAACCCAGUGUCCCUGGAGGAAUUAAAGGAAAAUAUUCGAGAGGAAAUGCGAAACAUUUCACGAAACACUUGUCAAGCCGUCAUUGAAAAUUUCCGCUCCAGGUUGCAGCAGUGUCAAAAUAGUCAAGGAUCACAUAUGGACGAUGUUAUGUUUAAGAAAUAA
Molecule: messenger RNA, 447 nt
Organism: Trachymyrmex cornetzi
Lineage: Eukaryota; Metazoa; Arthropoda; Insecta; Hymenoptera; Formicidae
Exons: 1
Coding region: 1-447 (148 amino acids)
Molecular function (GO): nucleic acid binding
Source: RefSeq, a predicted model, not a curated record